ACUUCUUCCACGCUAUAUUCCGCUAAAUAACUCCCCCUAUCUUCAAAAAUGUCGGAUGGCCCAAUAUCCCGACGGAAAUCAUGCGGAGAAUGUGCGAAAGCAAAGCGAAAAUGCGGAAUGGAGAUCCCAAAAUGUCGACGGUGCACCAAGAAAAACAUCGAGUGCAGUUAUCCGAAUACUAGGCCUCCGCUCUCCGAGAUGACCUUUCCAGAGUUAGAAUUUCCAUGGCUAGAUGACCUGAUGCGAGAACCUGGUAUGCUGCCUUGGUCGGGGACCCUGCAGCCACACCUUGGAGUGGAGUCGGUGACACCUUUCUCUAUGACCUCUGAGGCACAGAACAUACCACAGCAUAUCCCAGACUAUUUGAUUUCAGCAGAGGGGCCGACACGUACAGCGCUAGCACGAUCGGAAAUGGAGGCCGCUGUCCGUCAUUUCAGAACCUACCCCGAUAAGUGGCUUAGGGAGGGGAAAGCACCUUUCAUACACCAACGCCUCUACGCAUCGAAGAUGCCGACACCACUUCAGGAUGCAUAUGCUGCAUGCGCUAUAUACUCAACAAAGACUGAGCAGAAUGAAUUCGUAGCCUUUACCAUCAUCGAAGCGAAAGCGAACGACCUCCUGAGGUCUCCAAACCAGCCUUCUUGGACACCACUAGACCUUUUGGCCGCAGUACAAGCCUUACUAAUCUUCCAACUCAUUCGUCUUUUUGACGGAGAUAUAAGACAACGCGCUUUGGCUGAACAGGCGGAGCCAGUGCUGGAAGCGUGGACCGAGCAAUUGAAAACGAGAACAGAAGCAGAGCAGAAGCUGACGACUAUCACUGCUCCCACUUGGCGAGCUUGGAUCUUCGGUGAGAGCGUUCGACGGACGAUUACCAUGAGUAUCUUUCUCUGCGGCAUCUAUUCACUCGUCAAACGAGGCUUCUGCACCCGAGCAGACGAUGUCACCGCCCGUUCGUUCACCGCGCAACGUCGACUUUGGGAUGCUACGUCCGCAUCGCAAUGGGAUCGGGCUCGGCAACUUUACCCUCCGUAUUGGGUUACCAAGAUGAACUUCGAUCCCAUCCUUCAAGAAGCAAAAGGGAAUGAGCUCGAUGACUUUGGUAUGGUUAUGAUAAUUACGUAUAAGGGUCAGGAUACCGUCGAUAACUGGCUAGCUUCAACUAUUUCGGAGAGGAACCUUGUCAUGGAUCCAGACUUUCAGCAAAGUCUACAGACAAUCACUCAAUUUGGGACGCAUGCACCCCCUUGGAGCUAAGAUGAUCCAGGGUCAAUCCUACCCAUCUUCAAUCUCUAUCUUACACUCGUUUCAUACCCAGGCUAUGGAGCUUACAAUGGGUUGUGCUUCUAUGAGGUCUCUUAGGGACGGAAGGGAGCCGGAUGCUACCCACAUACAUCAUUAAUUAAAGAUUUUAGCUCUACGUAGAGUCCACUGGAAGACUUCUCACUUGACUUCCCUACGACCUCUCAUCCCAUAUCGCGACUCUUACACCCAGCUUAGAAAUCUGCGUUAGGGAAACUUAGACAAUAUAUCACAUGCACACCAUGUGCCACCCCCCA
Molecule: messenger RNA, 1559 nt
Organism: Lindgomyces ingoldianus
Lineage: Eukaryota; Fungi; Ascomycota; Dothideomycetes; Pleosporales; Lindgomycetaceae
Exons: 1
Coding region: 49-1257 (402 amino acids)
Biological process (GO): regulation of DNA-templated transcription
Molecular function (GO): DNA-binding transcription factor activity, RNA polymerase II-specific; zinc ion binding
Source: RefSeq, a predicted model, not a curated record